CUUGUAUCACAGCUAAACGACCCGUUGAUCCGAUUUGCAACUCUUUUAACAUUAGUUUUCCCUACUUAUGUCCCGCAAAUCCUCCGAGCAUGACUACACCCUCCGCAGCAUGACCAACCUGAUGGGCGAGAGGAGGAAGAAAGCGGGAGGAGGCGGCGAUGACGGCGGAGAGCGGACUCUCAUCACUGCUCCGUCCAGCACGAGCCUCACGAGCCUGGCCGCUUCCGCCUCCUCGCGCGCCUCCUCCGACGCCGCGUGCGCUUCCUCCACCGGGGACCUGGAGCGCGCCGCCCGGAAGAACUUCCAGUGCGAUGGCGCGCCGGCCUUCGUGCGUGUGCUGGCGGUGCUCUCCGCACUCGGCGGCUUCCUGUCCGGAUACGACGCCGGCGUGGUGUCCGGGGCCAUGCUGCUCCUCAAGCGGGAGCACAACAUCACGCUGCCGUGGCACGAGCUGCUCGUCUCGGGCACUGUGGCCGCCGCGGCUCUCUCCGCUCUCGCGGGCGCGUUUCUUAACGACGUGUUCGGCCGGAGAGCGUGUGUGCUGCUCGCCAGCUUCGCCUUCUUCGUCGGCGGAAUCGUGAUGGGCUCUGCACCGAAUAAGGAGGUUGUUCUGGUUGGUCGGCUUAUUGUCGGAAUCGGGAUCGGGAUUGGCUCCAUGACUGUUCCUGUAUAUAUUGCUGAGUCUUCACCACCACAAAUGAGAGGUCAGCUGGUUACCAUCAACACGCUGUUCAUCACAGCAGGCCAGUUCGUGGCCAGCCUCAUUGAUGGAGCAUUCAGCUACGUACAACAUGGAGGAUGGAGAUACAUGCUGGGUCUGUCAACCUUGCCCGCUCUGGUGCAGUUCUUGGGGUUCCUCUUUUUACCUGAGAGCCCUCGUUGGCUCAUCCAGAAGGGUCUUACCCAGAAGGCUCGGCGUGUACUCAGUCAGAUUCGAGGCAACCAGAACAUUGAUGAAGAGUAUGACAGCAUCAAGAGCAGCAUUGAGGAGGAAGAGAAAGACAGUGCUGGAGAUGGCCCAGUGCUGUGGCGCAUGCUGACCUAUGCUCCCGCCCGGCGUGCUCUCAUUGUGGGCUGCGGACUCCACAUGUUCCAGCAGCUCUCUGGAAUCAACACAGUAAUGUACUACAGUGCCACCAUUUUGCAGAUGUCCGGAGUGCAGGAUGAUAAGCUGGCAAUCUGGUUGUCCUCACUGACCACCUUUACUAACUUUCUGUUCACACUGCUGGGUGUGUGGAUGGUAGAAAGGGUAGGAAGACGGAAACUGACUCUUGGCAGCAUUGUCGGGACUUGCCUGAGUCUGUGUCUCCUAGCUGUUGGGUUCCUGCUCUCUGCUCAGCACACUCCCCCUGUCACCCUCCACCAUGCUGACCACGCUCUUGCCAACACCAGCUGCUCCACAUAUCUGUCAUGUGAACUAUGUAUGCUGGAUCCAGGCUGCGGUUUUUGCUACCAGCAGAACAGUACUGCUGUGUUCGCUUCCUCCUGCGUGCCAGUCAAUCAGGCCUCCACAGAGAAAGCAGCGUGGGGCAGGUGCUCUAACUCAACACAAUCUCCAAAUCACAGUUUUUGGGCUUAUAAUUUUUGCCCAACCUCUUACUCUUGGCUAGUUCUCCUGGGUCUUGUUCUUUACUUGGCUUUCUUUGCUCCAGGUCUGGGCCCAAUGCCAUGGACCAUUAACUCAGAGAUUUAUCCACUGUGGGCCAGAAGCACAGGCAAUGCCUGCUCAGCUGGAGUGAACUGGACCUUCAACGUGCUGGUGUCCCUGACCUUUCUACACAUAGCCCAAUACCUUACCUACUAUGGUGCAUUUUUUCUGUACUCAAGUCUUGCUGUGCUGGGCUUUUUCUUUGUUUACGGAUGUCUCCCUGAGACGAAAGGCCGCCGGCUAGAGGAGAUCGAGUCGUUGUUCGAAAGUCGACUGUGCUCCUGUGGCGCUUCGGACUCAGAUGAGGGCCGGCAAGUGGAGUACAUCCGGGUUAAAGGAUCAAAUUACCACCUGUCAGACAAUGAUGGUUCAGACGUGGAAUAAACCUCAGGUGAAAGUUCUAAGAACGCCCAGUAGAUCCUCUCUCAGCUCUGCACAUGGCUUAUGAAGAGAGUAGGAAGGAAUCCCUUUUUAGCUUCAUCCCACCAUGAAACCAGCUGCAUCUGUAGCAGUCAGGCUGCAUCUUACAAAUACAGCACGUCACUUUAAAGGAUAAUGGAACAAACAUAUCCAAACAUACAACCAUAUGCCUGCUAUUGUGAGAUAUCUGAGAAUUUAAAGUGUCUAAGUUAUGGUAUACUACGAAUUAAUGCAGCAGUGCUCAAAGUAUGCUGAAAGAUGUUACACAACAGUUUUUUGUGCUCUGCAGUAAAAUGAGGUGUGUGUACAGAACAAUAGUCAGUCAACUAUUUUAGUCUUGCGUUUUUGUAAAGAUGCUAGGCUUUGGAAUUGGGAACUUGUUCUCAUCACAAUGUUCAGUUUAAUUUCUGUGAACAUUUUUAGCAUGAUUCUGGCAAAAUUAAAAUUUUUGAAUUCAGUAGCAUAUCACACAUGGGGUGUAACCUGGAUUAUGUCUUCUGUUGUUUCCUGUAAUUGGAGCUGAGAGCAUUGGAAGUGAUUUGUUCAAAAGGUAGUCUUUUUGAGAUGAACCAAAACUACUUCACUUCCUUCAUAGUGUUUUAUCUCCUUUUUAAUCUGUUUUUUUUUUUUAUAUCUGUACUUCUCAGAUGAUUUGGCUCAGUUUCAUUUAGUCUUCCUUCACAGCCUUGUGUACAAAUGGCUUUGCAUCUCAUAACUCUCAUCCAUGUAACAAAGUGGAAACUGUUUUGACAAGUAGUGUAAUAUCCGAUGUUUUGUUUAUAUUGUACUGCUUGUGAGUAUACACCUUGGUAGUUUGGUACACAUAGAAAAGUGCCAAGCAGACAUAUUGUGCCUAUAUGUGCAACAAAGCAGUUGAUGGGUUUUGUAAAAGCACCAAUAUCAAGCAAACCUAACACAAGCUCAUUUAAAUGCUAUUACUGUUGAGUAUGUAUUGUGUGUUUGUUUACUGUUAGCACAAACAGGUAACUUAACUGUGUUUUCAUGUUUGAAGUAUGCCAAGUCUCCGAAACGGAGAAGCACUCUAUAGAGCAGGGAUGCUCAUAACAGUUCUGAUUAUUGCAGUGAAGGAGAGACUGCUUCAGGAAAGUAUAUUAAAGGCCAGGACUUUAUUAGGACUUUGUGACAGAGUUUUAUUUAACAGACGUUUAGAGUGUGC
Molecule: messenger RNA, 3245 nt
Organism: Clarias gariepinus (North African catfish)
Lineage: Eukaryota; Metazoa; Chordata; Actinopteri; Siluriformes; Clariidae
Product: proton myo-inositol cotransporter-like
Exons: 10
Coding region: 68-2032 (654 amino acids)
Biological process (GO): transmembrane transport
Cellular component (GO): membrane
Molecular function (GO): myo-inositol:proton symporter activity
Source: RefSeq, a predicted model, not a curated record